AGGUGCUCAGAAGAAAGAAGCAAACCAAAAGGACAACUGAGGUGAGGAGAGGCCAUGGGAUAUCCACCAACCAGAUAGUCACCGCUGGAAUAUUUGGGAAGUGUCUAAACGUAGGCUGCAGCAGUCCUGAAGGUUGAUGGAGGGCCAUGCUAUUCAAACAGCAGGCGUGGCUGAGACAGAAGCUCCUAGUCCUGGGAAGCCUUGCUGUUGGGAGUCUCCUGUAUCUAGUCGCCAGAGUUGGGAGCUUGGAUAGGCUACAACCUAUUUGCCCCAUUGAAGGCCGUUUUGGAGGAGCCCGCGGUCAGGCUGAAUUCCCACUCCGUGCUCUGCAGUUCAAACGUGGCCUGCUGCACGAGUUCCGGAAAGGCAACACUUCCAAGGAGCAGGUUCGCCUUCAUGACCUGGUGCAGCAGCUCCCUAAGGCCAUUAUCAUUGGUGUGAGAAAAGGAGGCACAAGGGCCUUGCUCGAAAUGCUGAACCUCCAUCCAGCAGUGGUCAAAGCCUCUCAAGAAAUCCACUUUUUUGACAAUGAUGAGAAUUAUGCCAAGGGCAUUGAGUGGUACAGGAAAAAGAUGCCUUUCUCCUACCCUCAACAAAUCACAAUCGAAAAGAGCCCAGCAUAUUUUAUCACGGAGGAGGUUCCAGAAAGGAUUUACAAAAUGAACUCAUCCAUCAAGUUGUUGAUCAUUGUCAGGGAGCCAACCACAAGAGCUAUUUCCGAUUAUACUCAGGUGCUAGAGGGGAAGGAGAGGAAGAACAAAACUUAUUAUAAGUUUGAGAAGCUGGCCAUAGACCCUAAUACCUGUGAAGUCAACACAAAAUACAAGGCAGUAAGAACCAGCAUCUACACCAAACAUCUGGAGAGGUGGUUGAAAUACUUUCCAAUCGAGCAAUUUCACAUUGUUGACGGGGAUCGCCUCAUCACAGAACCGCUGCCAGAACUUCAGCUCGUGGAGAAGUUCCUGAAUCUUCCCCCAAGGAUAAGUCAAUACAAUUUAUAUUUCAAUGCUACCAGAGGGUUUUACUGCUUGCGAUUUAAUAUUAUCUUUAACAAGUGCCUGGCGGGCAGCAAGGGACGCAUUCAUCCGGAGGUGGACUCCUCUGUUAUUACCAAAUUGCGCAAAUUCUUUCACCCUUUCAAUCAAAAAUUUUAUCAGAUCACCGGGAGGACAUUGAACUGGCCCUAAGAUAACAUGUCAUGCAACACUAUGUGUUGUGCCUCGAGACACAUGGUGUCUCUUCUAGUUUAAAGAUAUGCACUUUCCCUAAAUGCAGAGAUUCAAGGCAUUUUUCAAUGUAUACUUGUACAUAUGCAGUGUGUGACCAAAUAUCAGAUCAGUUCUUUUUCUACUGAGAAUUUACAAAAGAAAUACUGUCUGCAUAGAUGAAUCUUGUAAGCUAUUUACAGAAAAAGAAGAGGAGGUGGUGGUUUGGGGAAAAAGCAUCUGCAGCUAUUCUCAAAGAGUUAGUCUUCCUUUGAUUCAGAAUGUGUUACCCGCCAUUUUUGUAGAUUUAAACCAAAAGAAAAAUGUGCGAAAUAUACCAAUGGCUGUGAAGAUUCAGGAAGUCAAGGAUUCAGUUAUGCAUUUUUUUUUCCUAAGGGAAAGUUGGCUCUUUAAUUCACAUGCUGAAUUGGUGCCAUGAAAAACAAAACAAAACAAAAUAACAAAAAGUGCUAUUUUCUUAUUAUUUAAAAGAAUGUCUUAUCUCAUAAAAUUGACGUUGUCCCAAAGUUCCUGUGGUGACUUUGCACUAUUAUUUUCUCGUAUUGGCCAUGGUGUCCCUUGUAGCAUGUCAAUCACAUGUUGAAAGUCAAGACCUUCUACUUCCAUGUUGUAUGUCCACAAAGAAAAUGUGUCAUGUACAUAAUGUAUAUUGUUGUAAAUACUGGUUUCACACUAAGUAAUUCUAUUUUGUAAACUGAAUAUGACUUUAAUUUAUUGUGAAAAUUAAAUUUAUUGUGGUAUUUAAAAUGGAAUGGAUUAAAAUUACUCUAUGUGCAACCUUUUUUUUUUUAACUUAUUUUGUUUUAUGUGCCUCAUGCUGGCUUCCAAAAAGGAAUUGGUUUGUGUGCAUAAGCGAGUACAUAAGAGAAAGACGCACUUCUCUGUGGAGUUUCUGCUCCCUUACAAAAAUGUAUUUAUAAAACGGGGCUGUGUAUAUUGAAUAAAAACCUCCAAUCAUUUGGAAAUCAGGUAUAAUAGCCACCACAAAGAACUCUAGUGUUGCUCUGCUGUGACUUUGUGAUGUUAUUUACUAAGUUGCUGCUGUGCCAGGGUCAGACAAGGAACACUUUGGCAGCAACAAGACACAGAAGUUAACAGUUUUCUUUGGACCUCUAGUAAAAGGCCAAUAGAAAAGUUAAAUAAAAUAAGAUUAGAAAGUUUGUGUGGCUUCUGGAAAGCUAAAAGCUGUCAAUGCUUCAAAAAUUAACACAAGCUCUCGGAACUCUCCUUUAGAUAAAAAUGUAAAAGUUGGCUCACAAACGAUCAAAUUUCAGAGUGUUGCCAUUACUAAGAUAAACAAAUCAUUCAUGUUUCCAUGCAAAGAAAAUAAUUCUAAGUUGGAUACCUCACUAGCCUUGGGUGUACUAUGUUAUGCUUAAAUAUCAUUGGAAAAAUGUGGAAAGAGAUAUCAAAAACAAGAACAAAGCCAAAUGAAUUUUGUACAAUCAAAACUGUUUAUCCAGUGGAAGAUAUCUGAGAGUUUUGUUCCACUUCCCACUGAGAGUGCCUAGAGAAAUCAGUAAAUUACAGUGGAUUCCCCUGAUUGAAAUAAGUGUUGAUUUUCUCUAUGAUUUGCUUAUCCUGUCCAGUGAUUUGAUGAUGAACUUUUUAAAAUAAAUAGUCUUUUUCCCCUCC
Ochotona curzoniae (black-lipped pika) is the source of this 2861-nucleotide messenger RNA. RefSeq names its product heparan sulfate-glucosamine 3-sulfotransferase 5 (gene HS3ST5). Gene Ontology annotation, molecular function: [heparan sulfate]-glucosamine 3-sulfotransferase activity. The record is from RefSeq and is a predicted model, not a curated record. The transcript is spliced from 3 exons. Lineage: Eukaryota; Metazoa; Chordata; Mammalia; Lagomorpha; Ochotonidae. Bases 147 to 1187 code for a protein of 346 amino acids.